Messenger RNA from Schizophyllum commune H4-8, 1432 nucleotides. RefSeq names its product methionine aminopeptidase. Bases 27 to 1322 code for a protein of 431 amino acids. Gene Ontology annotation, biological process: proteolysis. Gene Ontology annotation, molecular function: metalloaminopeptidase activity. Lineage: Eukaryota; Fungi; Basidiomycota; Agaricomycetes; Agaricales; Schizophyllaceae. The transcript is spliced from 7 exons. The record is from RefSeq and is a predicted model, not a curated record.
CGGGUCACCGCUCGACGUGCUCGACAAUGCACCGUGCUGUACGCCGUCUUAAUCUCUCGAGCUGCAAACCUGGUGCUGCCUUGAACGAGCUCCGCUUCGUUCCGCGUACUUACAGUUGCGGUGGACCGGCUGCGUGCUUCUCCACCUUGCCAUUUCGGACACGGCCUUCCUGCUCGACCCGCAUUCCCGGAUAUGCUUCAACAGGUCUACUACCUUCCUCAAUUAGAUCUCUACGCACUUCUGCUCGAAGAAACUCACCACCAUAUGAUCCAUUCGACGAAGACCAAGAUACCAGCCUUCUCGAGCAAGACAAACCUGACUUCGGCAACUACCAGAUCCUUCUUCCCCAGGAGCCCUUCAUCUUCGGCGUCAACCACAUAAAGCGCCGCUCUGUUCCCAAGAGAAUAACUCGGCCGCCGAACUACCCGCAAGAUGGCGAGGAAGUAGACCCCGACGCUGACUUGCCUGACGCGGGUGCAAGCCGGGUGUUGAUUUCACUUGGAGGAGAGGAAGAGCGCAAGAUACGUGCGUCGUGUAAGCUUGCAGCGGAAACGCUCAGAUUCGCUGGGAGCUUGGUUAAACCCGGCGUCGCCACUGUCGCCAUAGACGAUGCUGUGCACAAGUUCAUUGUCAAGCGAGGCGCGUACCCGAGCCCACUAGGGUAUGGCGGCUUCCCGAAGGCGUGUUGCACGAGCGUUAACAACGUCGCGGUGCAUGGCAUUCCAGACAAACGACCGCUGCAGCCCGAAGACAUCGUCAAAAUCGACGUCACCGUCUACCUCGACGGAUACCACGGCGAUACGUGCAGAACCUUUCCAGUCAGUGCCCUCGAUGUCGACGAGCCCGGUCAUGCGCUCGUCGCCGCUUCGGAAGCCGCGCUCGCGGCAGGAAUAGAGGCGUGCGGUCCUGGGAAGCCAUUCAGAGGUAUCGGGAAGUCGAUAUAUAACACAGUAGUAAAGGGGAAAGACCUUUCGCCUUCAAUCAGCCCCGACCCCCGGUGGCGCUCCUACGGACCCUACUGCGUCUCCGACACCUUUAGCGGUCAUGGUAUCGGCACUGAGUUCCACCGUCCUCCAUGGAUAUACCAUUCCUUAAACGAAGAGCCCGGGACGAUGGCGCCUGGAGAUGUGUUCACGAUUGAGCCCGUCGUGAUACAAGGGAGCGACCCAAGCACGUGGAUAUUCCCGGAUGGGUGGACAGCGUCUACGGAGAACUGCGCGCGCGCUGCCCAGGCUGAGCAUACCGUCCUCGUCACAGAGGACGGCGUCGAGGUGUUGACGCGGUGGGACGACUCGGUUGAGGACUGGCGAGGCGUAUUCUAGUGUCAGUAUUUAUCGCUAUUGGGACGACUCAUGUAGGCCCACCCGGGUGAAUAAGAAAUCCGGCGGUCUCUACGCAAGAUGUACUUGAUCGUAAAUCAUCCUACAGUGAC